Molecule: messenger RNA, 4599 nt
Organism: Mus pahari (shrew mouse)
Lineage: Eukaryota; Metazoa; Chordata; Mammalia; Rodentia; Muridae
Gene: Vti1a
Product: vesicle transport through interaction with t-SNAREs 1A
Exons: 9
Coding region: 397-981 (194 amino acids)
Biological process (GO): retrograde transport, endosome to Golgi; Golgi to vacuole transport; macroautophagy
Cellular component (GO): SNARE complex; late endosome membrane; ER to Golgi transport vesicle membrane
Molecular function (GO): SNARE binding; SNAP receptor activity
Source: RefSeq, a predicted model, not a curated record
CUUCCCUCGGAAAGCCCGCGCCUGCAACUUAGAGCUUGGGGCGCUCCAGCCGUUUCCCUGGAGGUGCAGUGUUGGGGACGUGUUUUCUGUGAUACCCGAGAGCGUGUGGCUUUCGUAGUCUUUUUUCAUUUUUUUUUUAGGGGUCACCGAAAGUGAACUUUUUCUUUAGUUUUACGUUCGAAGAUUGAGUGGAAAAGAAAAGGCACAGGCAGUGCAGUUUCCGGAGGACAAGGACGGCGUAGAGCAACCAGGAAGCGGCUGGGCUGGGAGUUGUUCCCGGUUCCCGCUGUGCCGUGGAGACUUCUUCACAGGGUCCCUGCGCCGAGGCCAGGCGCCCUUGGCGAGUCCCGCUCUGAGCGCUAGAACCCGGCUCCGGCCGGCCUUGCCCGAGCUGCCAUGUCUUCCGACUUCGAAGGGUACGAGCAGGACUUCGCAGUGCUCACUGCUGAGAUCACCAGCAAGAUUUCCAGGGUCCCUCGGCUCCCUCCGGAUGAGAAGAAGCAAAUGGUUGCCAAUGUGGAGAAACAGCUUGAAGAGGCCAGAGAACUGCUUGAACAGAUGGAUUUGGAAGUUCGAGAAAUUCCACCCCAAAGUCGAGGAAUGUAUAGCAACAGAAUGAGAAGCUACAAGCAAGAAAUGGGGAAACUGGAAACGGAUUUUAAAAGGUCACGGAUCGCCUACAGUGACGAAGUACGGAAUGAGCUCCUAGGGGAUGCUGGGAAUUCCUCCGAGAACCAGUUGAUAAAAUUACGUGAAGAGAGGGCACAUCUGCUGGAUAACACGGAGAGGCUGGAAAGGUCAUCUCGGAGACUAGAGGCUGGAUACCAGAUAGCAGUGGAGACCGAGCAAAUCGGCCAAGAGAUGUUGGAAAACCUGAGUCAUGACAGAGAAAAGAUACAACGGGCACGUGACCGACUCCGGGAAGCAGAUGCAAACCUGGGGAAGAGCUCCCGGAUUCUGACGGGGAUGUUGCGAAGGUAAGAGCCAGAAUCAUCCAGAACCGUAUCCUGCUCGUCAUCUUGGGGAUCAUCGUGGUCAUCGCCAUCCUGACGGCCAUCACAUUUUUCGUCAGAGGACACUGAUGCAUCUGCUCCCCCUUGAUAAGCAGUGAUCUUGGCUUGUUCCGAGUAAUUAAGACAAAAUGGUCACAUGAAUCAUUCUUUCGUGCUGACAGGCCCCGAGUGACCCUCUGUCUCUCCCUUACCACUGUUGAGCUGAGUGCAGAGAGUGUAAAAGCAUCUUUCUAUUCCUGUCUGCAUGUGGGUUGGUUUCCUUCCUGAGGUUGGUCUUUGCCCAGAUAUGUCAUUUUUUAUAGGUAAAGGUGAAUGCUUAUUUGCCUUUAGGUAACUUCAUCUGCUGUCCAAAAUAGCUUUGGUAACAUCCUUUCUUGCCUUGUGGACAUGCCUGGGGUCACGGUCUGAGAGAGGCCGUGAUGAUUCAGUCACAGUAGCUUCUUUGUGUCACGUACCUCUCUUUACCAGACAGUCCUUCUGUGCUGUCCUUGGAUAAAACGCCAGAAAAAUCAGAGGCCAGAGCCAGUGAGCGGCUCCAGGUCAGCCUCGCCCUUUCCCAGCAUAAUGAGUUCGGCCAUCCUGCCCAUGCAACUUCAUUGCAACAGGGCAGGUUUACUGUCUCUUGUCCAGAGUGACUUGGCCCUUUCCCUGGAUUUUUAUUGCAUACAUAUAUAUGUGUAUGUAUAUUUUGCCCACACACAUGUGUAUGUAUAUUUUGCCCAAGAGGUUUGUUUUUUGGUUUUUGCUGAAGCUGCUCAAUGCCUAUUUUUCCCAACUUUGGUUACUGGCAACAAAUAUUCCCUCGUCUUCCCCAAAAGCCAUUCUCCCCAGAACUUGCUGGCAGCGUGAGAAUUGGCACAGAAGUUAAUUGUGACCACAUCUCCCCUGGCCUGUUCCUGUAUCUUCUCAGUUUUAAUAUGAGCUCAGUCAACAGCAGCCCUCAUAUAAGCAAAAGGCCAGAGAAGGUUCUUGCCACAUCCCGUGCAGUAUGGAAAGAGAGCAUAAGCAGGGUGUGCUGCUGUGACGUGUGCAAUGUGGGAAAAAAAUGGGCGGUACCACUAGGAAAACACAAACAAGCAAGUAAACAGAGACCCUCUGUGGGGAGUGUCCACCAGCCUUUUUCAAAGAAUGAGGAAUUGCAGACAGCUACCCAAGAACCACUCAUUUUUAGAGACAACCAUUUUGCAAAGCCUGCCUCGGUUCUCCAUGCAUUCAAACCUCUAACACACUCCAUCAUUUUCUUCCCUUUCUUUUUGUCUGGGGUAACUGGAAAUUGUGUUCAAAAUUAGUUCAUUUGUGAUCAGGCUUAAAAGUUCCCAAGCUGAGGUCAUUUCCCCUCUAGUCAUGAAGCAAAUGUGUUCUUCUUAAGACUUGGUAGGCUAUUGCAGGGCUGCACGCACGAUUUUUAAUAUAAUUGGCAGCUUUGAAUUCUUGAAAAGCCAACCUGCUCUCUUCAUAAAAAAAUGCUAACCACCUGUGCUCAUGGAAUAAGAUCAUGCUGCAGUUGAUCUCCCACCACACACAUAUACACACACGCUCACACACACACACACACACACACACACACACACAUACACACACACCACUCAGAAGAGAACCAAUAUAGAGUUGAGAAGAAAUACAAAAUCCACCAGAGGACUUGUGCCUGUGGAAACAGGCAGGGCCUAUAUGUGUUCAGAUGAAUUAUUUAUUAUUGUGUAAAUAAAGGUGUAGUCUCAGUUUUGGAAGGAUGGCGUGGGUUUGGGCUGAACAAAGUAGGACAGCAGAGGAGACAGACCGGAAGCUGUGCUGCCUUUCCUGUCAGCUAAAGCUCAGCGAGAACCUUUAAUCCUGAUAACUGAAUUCUGGAGAUCCUAAAUGUAUCAAAGAAACCAUUAAAAAGCAAGGAGACAACCUCAGUUUGCAGUAUUGAUGCUGGUGAAGGAGAUCAAGGCCUCGGUGGCCUCUUUGGAAAUACUGGUUCUCAGUUAAGAGUAGACCUGAGUCCUGAGCUGUCUCUCCCACCUUCCUCCGUCCUCCCAAGUCACAUCUUCCCAAGGCCACCUAAAAUGCAGGCUGAAGCUGAGCACUGGCUCUUGCUGGCCCCUAAGUAGUGCACCGGAACCCGUGUCCAUGCCGAAGCUGAUGAAAUGAGAAGGGAGGGAGGCAUCUGCCACUCAGCUUUCACAGCUCUCCGCCUGGCGCUUGCUUUGCUAUCGCCAGUGAUGUUGGCCCAGCUCAACCGUGGGAGUGGAAAUCUGUGACUACAGCCCUCGGCCUAACAGCUCCAUCACAUCCCCUGGAUAGUGGACACCCCAUUCAGGCCAGGCCCACCAAUGUCCCUGGUCGGCCCUCUGGCCUCCUGAUGUCAUGGGAAGAAGAACAUGGAAGAGCCCUAGGCCAGGGUGAUACCCUCCCUACCUCCCUCCCCACCAUGGAAGGGAGAAAGCACACAGCUCUGAAGCAGGUGUCUCUGUGUGGAAGGUUCUAGGUUCUUAUUAUGUAGACCUUGGUUGUUGAGCAUUUGUGAAAGUCGGGAGCCUUUGUUUAAAAGUGUGUGGGAGGUGGGGGGCGAAAUGACGGCAUGGGGAGGAGGAAGCCCUCACCAUAUAAAAUUCAUGCAGACUAAACAGUUUCUCUGACGGCAUAAAUAAAGCGGAAGCAACCCUGCUCCAGAAUCAAAAGCAAUUUAAUUAAAGUCUCUUAAGUUGUAAAGAGUUUUAAAUGUUUCGUGUUGAAGGCGGAUGCCUACAGAUGCAGCGCGCCUGACGUCAGCGGGCAGGCCUGGGCUGCGGGCAUUUGCGAUUCUCUUUCAGGCUGGCUGGAUUGUCUUAUUUUGGAACCAGCUUGGUGGGGGGUUUGCUUUGCUACUGCCUCUGAGCCCUGAGCUUCAAAGGCUGAAAUUAAUGGUGAACAAAAUUGUGCGGCUCCGGCCGUCCCAUGCGGGGCGAGCCCAUUGAGGGUUAUCAUUAAGUAAAGAAAUAAAGAGGGGGAAAAGCCUGCCUGCUCCAAAAACCUCAUCAGAUAAUGACCUCCGUGAUUGGGUUUUCAUUACCAAACAGCAUCCAGAGAUUACCAACUCGUGGAAGAAGGGAGGAGGGAGAGAAAGGAAGAUGAGCCACUGUCUUUCUCUCCCUCUCCCUCUCUCUCUCUCUCUCUCUCUCUCUCUCUUUUGCACAUCUUUUCUUUAAAACUGUCAGAUCAUUUCAGUAUUUCAAAUCCGAGGAAAACAGCCUGCCUGCUGCUGUAUUUGAAGUUGUAAUGGUGUCAAAAAGUCACGACUGACUGACAGCCGUCAGUCCCAGAGGGGCUCAUUAAAUCAUAAAAACUUGACAAGGAAAUAAUUGCGCACGGCCAGCGACUUGGCGCCUGUUUAGACGGUUUUAUUGUCUUUCAUUAUCAGUCCCCGCCAUUACGUUCAUUAACAAAUUGCAUUAAACAACUGUUAAGGGCUAAUGAUUUGUUUAUCGCUUUUUUUAUUAUUAUUAUUUAAACAUUAGCUGUGUCAUGUGGUACCCCAGCAGCCUCUUGCCAUCAUCUGACUGAAUAUUUUUUCCACUCCGAGCCCUGGGUACUGUUGGAAUAUGAAAUAGAUUAUUCAUUACUC